GGUUACCGGAAGGUGGGCUAUUUACUAUUCUGUACGAUUUCCAAAUGAUGUCAAAUGCAGACUGACAGAAUCUGACCUUGAACGUAGCUAGUUUUCACAAUCAAGCAAAUGGGAUACUAGACCUUCGAUAGCUCCACCUGCUCUACAGCGUGGUUGGUUCGUUUGUACUUGGAUGGUUUCCAUCUUUUUCCAGCUACCCUUAUCAAUAAAUUGGAAACAGAGAAAACUAGGUGUGAAUGACACAGAGACCUUCAGGUUAACGCACUGGCCAGAUCUAUAUAAACUGAGGAUUCUAGCUUCCGAAACCAUUUUAACAUCAACAGGCAACCAUUAAUGGACACUAUCGAUAUAUUGGCCUGGUUCUUCACCAUCCUCUUAGCAUUGUUAAUAUAUAGGGGAUAUCUUCUCAAACCUUUAAGAUUUUGGGAGUUGCAAAAUGUACGAACCAUUAAAUCCCUUAAAUGCACGUCUGCUAAAUUUUUACACGAAGCUGAAUUACAGAAUUAUCUCCAAGUUGGGAGAAUUUAUGGACGUUAUGAUGGUCAGAUACCUGUAUUAACGGUCGCUGACCCAGAUAUACUGAAGCAAAUUUUGGUCAAAGAUUUUUUUGUUUUUCCAAAUAGAAGAGACGUUAGAUUCGGUGAUGAUGUGAUGGAUAAAAUGGUUUCUGCGUUGGAAGGAAGAGACUGGAAGAGAGUUAGAUCCGUUUUAUCAAACACAUUUACAUCUAGUAAAUUGAAAAAAAUGUUUAAUAUUUUAAACGAUUGUAUAACUUCAUUGAAUGAAAACUUAAGUGAAACAGCUGAUACCAAAGCCACAAUAGACAUAUACAAAUUAUUCGAAUGUUAUUCAGUCGACGUAAUUGCAAGGUGUGUAUUCGGUACAAAAAUUAAUUCUCAUAAAGAUUCAUUAAAUCCAUUUGUUCAGAAUGCUAAAGAACUCUUAAGAACUGGAGAAACUUGGAAAAGUUUUGUAGCAGUAAAAUUUCCUCAACUGAUGAAAUUAUUCAAAAUUUCAUUAUUUAAUCCUGAAUCUACUCAGUUUUUUCGAGGUUUUAUACAUAAAUUAUUAGCAAAAAUGGAGAAAAAUAAUCUGGAAAAUAGCUUUUUAAAACUAGUUAAAGAUACUCAAAAAUCUGCGACCUUUAACGAAAAUUUUCGUAAAGAAUUCCCCGAAAAAAUUAUCGAAAAUAUGGUCAUGAGUGAAGAAGAAUUGGCUGCACAGUGUUGCGUAUUCUUUCUAGCUGGUUACCACGCUACUAAUUCAGCAUUAGCCACAGCUAUUUUUAGUUUGGCAGCUAAUCCCGAAAUCCAAGAUCGAUUAUUUAAAGAAAUCAAGGAUGCUCCUCUCAAUAAUAAUAUCGAUUACGAUACCAUCAACGAAAUGAAGUAUUUGGAUGCUGUAAUUGCUGAAACUUUUCGAAUGUAUCCUCCAACUAUCAGGUAAAUUAAGUGUUAAAUAUCCUUAAAAAAUACUUUUAAGGACAAAUUACUCAAUAGAAUUUUUUUAUUUUAAAGAAUUUUAAUGGGUAAUUUAAUAUAGGAUCUAUACUGGUUCCUUAUUAGGUUAGUACUGAAACAUGUUACAAGAUUUUUAUUAUUAUUAUUAUUAUUAAAAAAUAAUAAUAAAAAUCAUUAAAUGGCCCACUGAAAUUAACAGAAAAUGUCUUAAUUUUUACUAAAUUUAUUGAGAAAAAUAUUAUAGGAACUUGCAUAUUAAUUGUAUUAUAGAUAC
Molecule: messenger RNA, 1734 nt
Organism: Centruroides sculpturatus (bark scorpion)
Lineage: Eukaryota; Metazoa; Arthropoda; Arachnida; Scorpiones; Buthidae
Product: cytochrome P450 3A2-like
Exons: 11
Coding region: 334-1446 (370 amino acids)
Molecular function (GO): iron ion binding; heme binding; steroid hydroxylase activity
Source: RefSeq, a predicted model, not a curated record